Messenger RNA from Saprolegnia diclina VS20, 559 nucleotides. RefSeq lists its product as hypothetical. The record is from RefSeq and is a predicted model, not a curated record. Bases 65 to 376 code for a protein of 103 amino acids. Lineage: Eukaryota; Oomycota; Saprolegniomycetes; Saprolegniales; Saprolegniaceae. The transcript has 2 exons.
CCCAAAAUUAUUGAAAUGGGGACAGCGCCGCGUGCGUCAGUUUGCAGCUUGCCGCACGCCUAGUAUGGAGCACGUGGUCUUGUUCAAGUGGAAGGAGGACGCGUCCGAAGACGCGAUCGCGGCCAUCGGCGCCGGGCUCAUCGCGAUGCGCGACAAGAUCCCGGGCGUCGUCGACCUCGCGUACGGCCAAGACUUUACCAUCAACCGCGCCAAGGGCUUCACGCACAUGCUCAUCGUGCGCCUCACGGGCCGCGACAUGCUUCCGGGCUACGCCGAGCACCCCGAGCACCAAAAGGUCCUCGUCAAGAUCCGCGAGAUCGCCGCCGACAUUAUGGCCAUGGACUUUGAGAGCCCGCGCUUCGCGCCGUCCGCUUAGAUGGAACAUGGUGCCAUUUCAAUUCACAAUUUUUGCCCUUGCUCGAGUUGAUGACAAAGCUUCAAGUCGACAGCCAAAACUGUAGUCGAUGGCCAAAAGUUUUAGUCGAUAGCCAAAAAAAAUAGUCACAGCAGCGAAUUGUAGUCGAUAGCCAAAAAUGAUGUCUAUGGUUCAAGCCUGGUG